UACCUCCAGACUAUCACGGUCGUGGUGCCAUCGUGAAAGGUUUUAAUUAAUUUUCGGCAUUUUACUUCAAUACCGAAUGCAUUCGUCAUUGUUCGUUUAUGGCGUCAGGCGUUCCUGUUUCCUAACAUGUCCGAGUUAAAUAUUUAAAUUGCCAUUUCCUCUAGUCAAAAUGUAAUGUAUCAUUAGUUGUAAAACGCCCGCUGUAGUCUAAAAGUCAUCACUGUAGAGUGGAUAUAUUCCGCGACUGUGAAUCUUUCGAUUUAAAAUGAAUCUUUCAGCUUUACUCAAAAUGCCAGGCCCCAAUAUCCGAGUCUAUAUUUGCUCGAUUAUUUUCCUAAUGUUUACUACGGGAGUGAUCAAACAAUUAACCGAUGAAACCGGCCACAAGUGCGAGAUGACCUUUAUGUUUGAAUAUCCUCAUUUUUUGAAGAUACCAGUGUCUACGAAACAGAGCAGAUAUAACUUGUACGCUUACUUGGAAGGCCAAAUUUCUGAGACGUCUAAAUCUAUGAAGUUUUACGGCAUACCGGUUAUUUUUAUUCCAGGUCAUAGCGGUUCAUACAAACAAGUUCGAUCAAUCGCUUCGGUUAGUCUUCGAAAAAUGCACCAUAUACAAUCAAACAUAAAAUUUGAUUUCUUCACUGUCGAUUUGAAUGAGGAAUAUUCAGCCAUAUUCGGCGGCGUGCUGAUCAAGCAAACUGAUUUUGUGUCAGUGUGCAUUCAACGAAUAAUACAACUGUAUGAAAAGGAUUUCGUUCCUACUUCCAUGAUACUUAUUGGCCAUUCCAUGGGCGGAAUUAUCGCAAAAGGUUUAUUUAUCGAACCGAAAUUUGAUCCCAGUUUAAUCAAGCUUAUUAUUACGUUAGCUACUCCUCACAGGCCUCUUAUUUUGACUGACUUGUACAUGGAUGAAUAUUAUAGAAAAGUGAAUGCUAUUUGGGGAAAUGGGUUUGACAAGCCAAGGAGUUCGUAUUUAUCAAAUAUUAGCCUAUUGUCCAUCGGAGGUGGCCAUAAGGACUUGAUGGUAUGGCCAAGCCUUACUUAUACGCCACACGCUGACAUCAACACAUUGAGUUCGGUCGUACCCGGUGUUUGGACUUCUACUGAUCAUCAAUGUAUUUUAUGGUGUAAAUCGUUGGUCAAAGUUAUAGUGAGAAUUCUAUUUGAUUCGGCCGAUACCGAGUCUGAAGACUCGCCUUACGAGUGGAUAAAUAAAGUUUCUUCUUACCAUUUGGCUAAUAGAAGCAAUGGAAAAUGGUUUCACAACAAUUUGCAUCCAAAGAAUGUACAGCUGGUUAAAGAGCCAAAUACAUUAGAAUGGAAUGAGACUUACAGAGCUCAACGAUUCAUCAAAUUGGAAUCGGGAACACCAAAACCGGUUGUUUUUUCCAUGCCGAUAAGAACUCAGAACUAUGACUAUGAGGUGAUGGCUGAAGCUAUAAAUAUGGACAAUCAGGAUUGGGUAUUUUCUUGCAAAUCUGAUGAUGAUCCGAAGAAGUCUUGCAAAAUGGGUAAAAAUUGGUCUGCAAACAGCACUAUAUCGGUUUCAAAACGUUUGAAAAGACGUCACGUUACAUUAAAAUGUUCGCACUUGCAUGCCAUGGGUCAUACCGAUGUAGUAUUCAAAAUAAAAAGUACUAAAGAAGAGACUGGUCUGAUGGUCGACAUGUAUAGGACUGGCGACAGAACGAAUGAUUUAUCGUGGAGUUUUUGGUUUGGUAUUUUUAAGAGAAUAUUGUUGUGGGAAAUAACUUUUUAUCGAACAAUGCAAUACAAGACAAUUAUACGAGAUUGGCCCAAAAACAUUUGUCGUGAUUGUGUAUAUAACGUUUACAUGAAUCCGAUUAACUGUACAGAAUUUAAACAUCACGCCGUUUCCAAAUUUAUCGUGCCGUGGACUCAAGGAAUACUCUAUGGGUAUUCUAGUGACCAAUCUAUACAGCCAUUAAGAUUGACUUUGGAUAGUAUUCCUCCAUCAAAAAUAACUGAAGAUCCUUACUUGCAAUUUAUAUUGGACCCAAACUGCCUUUAUCAAAUUGAGUUGAAAAUGUCUAUUUUGGAUACACUUGGAACCAUAGGCCUUAAAUAUGGCCUAGCAUUUCCAUCAUAUAUCGGAAGUAUAAUAUUGUUUGUAUUGUCGCACCAGCUCGAUCAGUUGGCCAAAUCUAAGCCAAAGGAAUGCUCAUCAUUUCAUAACUCAAUUCCUUCGACAUUUAAAAUUAUCAAAACUUUAGUUUUUUCCAAUCUAUUAAUUAUCUAUUUACCCACACUUGGAUAUUACAAAAAUAUGCACACACCUAUUGGCGGCAUCGAUUGGUUAGGAGAUCCUUUGAAAACAGUGAUAUUCACUUUAUUAAUGUACUGUAUCACCAUCUCGUUUUUGAUCAUUGUGUCCUUUGUACUGUGGUAUAUGAUGCUGUUUUGGGGGAAAAUCUUGAACAUAAUUGGGAUCAAGAUUUUAAUGAAAGCGUUGAAAUCAUCGGAAAAUUCAUAUGAUUGGUUACUUUGGACAGUUAAAAAUUCACCGAUAAUCGUUCCGUUAUUGAAUCUAUUUUUGACCAUUUUUUUUUGUGGAGGUGCCGGACUUAUAGUUUCAGUGAUUUACUAUUAUUUUUGGCUUUGCGCAAAGGUACGAAAAUGUGUAGUUGACCAAUUAGUAUACUGUCCGCUGUUUUUAUUGAAAGACUAUUUCAUAAAAGGCGUAAAAUCAGACUUGGACAAUAAGCUAAAAUCCCUUCAUCUUCAUUUUUCAAUGUUUUUGUUGAUGCUUUCCAUCACCGGUUGUUAUCUGACCUGCAGUAUUGAGUGGGCCAGGAAUUUCAUGCAAAGCUUCAAGUUGGAUGCAGAUCCAUCGAUGCUUGUUUCGAUAGGCAUAAAUUUAUGUACUAUUGUUCUUUGGAAGGUUGACUUUCCAAAUCAAAAUACAAAAUGUUACUCCAGAAUGAGUUGUACAUGUUUGUGUUUCUCCAGUUAUCUCUUGGUGUUUGGUCCAACAUCAUUGUUUCGUGUUAAUCCAGUUUUGGCCAUUGCAUUUGGAUUUGUCGCUUUACACCACUCUCCUGGUAGCAUGAUCGGCACCGAUUCUCUAUUAAAUGAGGGUGAUGAUGAUAUUGAAGAAACUGGCGAUUUAGAAAAACAAGAUUAAAUAAUAUCACCUUACAAAUAAUAAUCUUAUUUGAUUUCCAUUAGUGUUCAUUAGCGAAAACUAUAUAUACUGCUUUAUUUUAAAUUUUAAAUAGUAACAAAGUAGGUAUCAAAAAAAAAAAAAAAAAAUACAUUCGUAUUAUCAAUUUAGUAUUAGUCAUUUUAAAAUUAACUCAGUAACAUUUAUUUAUUAUGGUUUCGUUCUUACAAGAGACUGAUUUUAUUUCCAUGACAUUUAUGUUUUUUUCUUUCUAAUUUGCAUUUAUUUUUUAUUUUUACAUUUUAACUUCUGGAGUAUUUUGCCAUUAUGAUUAGUUUUUAAGUAUUUUAUUUAUUUAUUCUAGUCAUUAUUGUGUGUUUAUUGUCUCUCCUUUUAAUUGAUAAUUGUAACUUUUUUGUUUAACUAUAUUCUAGUCAAUAUUAAA
This is a messenger RNA of Adelges cooleyi (spruce gall adelgid), 3569 nucleotides long. RefSeq names its product GPI inositol-deacylase. The coding region runs from base 266 to 3145 and encodes 959 amino acids. The transcript has 15 exons. Gene Ontology annotation, biological process: endoplasmic reticulum to Golgi vesicle-mediated transport; GPI anchor metabolic process. Gene Ontology annotation, molecular function: phosphatidylinositol deacylase activity. Gene Ontology annotation, cellular component: endoplasmic reticulum. The record is from RefSeq and is a predicted model, not a curated record. Lineage: Eukaryota; Metazoa; Arthropoda; Insecta; Hemiptera; Adelgidae.